GUACUCUUCUCAAGCCAGCGUUCAGAGACUCUAAAUUCUUUUAUUGUCUGAAUUCGGAAAUGUCGUCCUCUCAGUGCUUUGAGAAUCCUCCAAGCAUCGUAAGUUCAGCAUGUGGAGCAGGGACCGUUGAAGAAAUUGGAGGCCUGAAGACCUAUUUCUCUGGGACCCAUGAUUCCAGCCGUGCGAUUCUGCUCAUUGCCGAUGCUCUUGGUUAUGAAACUCCAAACCUAAGUGUCCAUUUUUCUAACCGGAUGAGUUGUAGGUUCAUACUGCAGUUUCUGGAACCACUU
Thlaspi arvense is the source of this 290-nucleotide messenger RNA. NCBI's taxonomy places the organism in Eukaryota, Viridiplantae, Streptophyta, Magnoliopsida, Brassicales, Brassicaceae. The record is from the annotation of a GenBank genome assembly.